GGAGCUGAUUUAGUUUGUUAAUAACAUGAUGAUGUACACACUGUACAGUAGGUGGUGGUGUGCACCUUUCAGCUGUCUGCAACCGCCUAUUAACUUGAGAGAGAAUGAGAGAGAGAACGACGUCCUCACUGGUUGAAAAGCCGUUUCAGUUUCCAUGUCUUCAGAUAACUUGACACUUCAUUACUCUCUGCACGAAAUUCAGGGAAAUGGCAUCGAGUGGUGAGGAAAUCCAGCUUCCUUUACGAAGGAAAAGAAAGAACGGAGAGGAAAGUGAUGGUGUCGCAGGAAAGAGGUUGGAAUCUUGUUUGGAUCAGCCCACGGACUCAGUUACUUGUGAAGUCGUCACGUAUACAGCGUCACCGCUACCUAAGAAACAUUAUGAUGCUGACACCACUGAACCAAUCACCUGCGGUCUUGAAUCAAUGGAGGAUCUGUUGUCGUGGACAAGAAGUAAGGCAAACCCCUUCAGUGUGGCAGUUGUCCCCUUGGCACCUAGAGAGCCUCCUCUGGACCGUUGUCUGCGACGGACCUUGGUGUCUCAUGACAUGAUGGGUGGCUACCUUGAUGACAGGUUUGUUCAGGGCACAAAUGCAGAGGCUCCAUAUGCUUUCUACCACUGGCAGUACAUUGAUAUUUUUAACUACUUUUCACACCACCUGGUAACUAUUCCUCCGGCUGUGUGGACCAAUGCUGCACACAAACAUGGAGUCAUCGUUAUUGGGACUUUCAUCACAGAGUGGAUAAAUGGAGCUGCGAUGUGUGAAGACUUCCUGAAAGAUGAGGAGUCGUACCGGAGAGUAGCUGAUAAACUUGUCCAGAUUAGCCACUGUUUUGGCUUUGACGGCUGGCUCAUUAACAUAGAGAACAAGCUCAGUGAGGUUGCAGUGCGAAAUGUGCCGCUGUUCCUGCGCUAUCUGACAGACCAGAUGCACGAGAGAGUGUCCGGCAGCCUUGUGCUGUGGUACGACAGUGUACUUGACAAUGGAGAGCUAAAAUGGCAGAAUGAGCUCAACCAGUCCAACAGGGUGUUUUUUGAUGCUUGCGAUGGCCUCUUUACCAACUACAACUGGAAGGAGGAGAACCUAGUGGAGAUGAAGAACCUGGCGCUCCAAGACCGCCAAGCUGACAUCUAUGUUGGAGUGGAUGUGUUUGCUCGAGGAGAGGUAGUAGGAGGAAUGUUUGAGACAAAUAAGGCGCUGGAGAUCAUUCGAAGGCACAACUUCUCUGUAGCCAUCUUUGCUCCUGGCUGGGUAUACGAGACUCAUGAGGAUAAGAGUGAAUUCCGCAAGAAUCAAGACAAGUUCUGGGCUCUUCUGUCAAACUACCUGUACAUCCACCGACUAGCCUCACCGCUCCCCUUCGUCUCCUCCUUCUGCCAGGGCUUUGGGAAUGCCGUCUACUGGCAAGGACAGCAUGAGACAAAUAGCAGCUGGUUCAACCUGACAGCCCAGGAGAUUCAGCCUUUGUACUACCACCAGACUCUAGGGGGACUCGGGUGGCUGAGAAGCUCUGGCUGCCCGAAGGACGCCUGGAAUGGAAGUUGUUCGCUGCUGCUCGACGGACUCAUCCCUGCAAGCCACACCACUCCAGUUUGUGCCAAGAUCUUCUCCAUCCAUGUACCCCUGCCGUCCAGUACACUGGUGAGCCUCAUCUACAAGGCGUCUCCUGAGAUCGCAGUCUCCUUGGAGCUGAAGACGACUGAUGCCAGUCAGUGCACACACGUCGAUGUCCAGGAAAUCCAACUUAACAGUGUAUCCCCUGAAGUACUGGAUGACGAGCACCAGUUAGUGAACAAGUUCACUCAGCUAUGUGGAAACUUGAACCACAAUGGUUGGACCAUGAGGUGUUCACAGCUGGAGCUUCACUGCUGCACUCUUCGAGAAGUUUGUGUGAAGAUCGAACGCAUCGGACAGCCUGAGGACAGGCCUUUCAGCUGCAGGGUGGGAGAACUCAUGGUCUUAGAUGUAGCUAGCCUGCAGGUGCCCCCAGACAGGAUUCACGGUGUGUGCAUUGAUGACGUGGUGUGGCUGCGUGGGGCUGGAACCUCACUCCUCAAUGCCACUCUGCGCUGGGACUACCCUGGCAACCUCGUACGUCACUUCAAGGUGUACUGGCGACAGCUGAGAGGACCUCAUCCCAGCAUCCCCCCCGGUCAGUUGGUUCUGGUGGGUCGCUCGUAUUCCAAUUUGUUCAGGGUGACGGAACUGAGAGUGCCAGAACCUCCUGGCCUGUUGGAGCUGGUGGUGGAGCCAGUGAUCAAGAUGGGUUUCCCAGUCCCAGAGAGCCACUGGGGAAGAAGAAGCCUCAGCUACACAAAGGAUUCCUCGAAAUGAAUUUUACACAAAUACCAACCAGUAGCAUCUUCAUUUACUCUCAUGCUACGACUGUUACUAUCACACCUGUGAAGCAGAAUGUGGAGAAAUGCCUUAAUUUGUUUCAGGAUCAGUGUGCAUCAGUGAUGUAAUCACCAAUCUCGUCCCAGUGUAGUAGAAGCUUAAAGAAACAUGUCAAACAUCUUGUGAAAUGUGAAUUGAGGCUGUGUAAGUAUACUUAUGAAUACAGCUUUGUAACAUUUUACAUCCUGUUUAAGAUCUAGUUAUUAACAAGAAUGUUCAACAAUAAAACUGGAUAACUAAAGGAUAUUUUCAAAAAUUUAAAUUGAAGGGAUAAAAGCAAUAUGUAACCUGUACGAAAAUGCAAAUAUGAUCCAUAUUUGGGUCAAAUAAGUCUGGUGUCUGGGCAUUCCAGACAAGAAAAGAAAGAAAGAAAUUUGUUAAAUUUGAUAGUUUUGAUCAGUUAUGUGUAAAGCCAGUAGCAUUCUAAACAAAAGAAAGGUGCACCUUACCCUUAUACAGCCCACACAAAUAUAUCAACAGCAGUGAUCACAAAACGGUGUAUAACUGAAGGCAGUAGUGAGAUCUUUAACCAG
Messenger RNA from Maylandia zebra (zebra mbuna), 2929 nucleotides. It is a transcript of the gene engase, whose product is annotated as endo-beta-N-acetylglucosaminidase. Gene Ontology annotation, molecular function: mannosyl-glycoprotein endo-beta-N-acetylglucosaminidase activity. Lineage: Eukaryota; Metazoa; Chordata; Actinopteri; Cichliformes; Cichlidae. The record is from RefSeq and is a predicted model, not a curated record. Gene Ontology annotation, cellular component: cytoplasm. Gene Ontology annotation, biological process: protein deglycosylation.